GUCCAGCGCCCUGUGCGUCUCUCGGCAUCCCUGCAACCCAGUCUCUCGGCAUCCCCGCAACCGAGUCUCUCAGGUCUCCCCAGAUCUGCGCCUCCGUCCACUCUCAAGAUUUCUCCAACAAAGACCCCACCCAACCUCUUGACAGCGAGGACGCGACUGGAAACCGGAAUUCCCCAUUCUUGCCCGGACUCGCGCAAAGAAGCUCCGCAUUCAUCUAUGCAUGCCUAAACAUGUACUUUAUAUAUAUAUAUAUAUAUAUAUACAUGUUUGUUUGUGUACAACGAUCUCUCUGUAUUCCUGCGUAGCUAAAUGUCAGUAUAUGUAUGUGGUUUUUCUGGAUGUCUUGUCUGCAGGUUCAUGUUGAUCUGUAUUUCAGCAUGGCUGUGCAUACUUCGUCUAUGCGUAUGGAAGGAGAAAAGAGUACAACGAUGCAAGUGUAACUGUGUGCAGGCAUCUGUAUCCGUGGACUGUGGCGCCGCCGUUUCCUCGGCACCGCCAUGAAUCCGAGCUCUUCGUUUCUCCGGUCCUCCUCCACGCCGACGGUGUGUCUGCCGGUCUUCCUCAUCUUUUCACACGAGAAGCGACCUUUCUUUUUCUCUCCUUUCUCCGCGAAAGAACAGACAGACGCAAGAAGAAAACUCCCGCGGAGCCGCUGCUCCAUCCUGGCGUGACUGUUCGAUCCGCGCCACUUGCAUGCGGACGGAGACAGGAAGGACAAGAGGGACGCGCCGCACAGUCUGGAGACGAAGCGCCGGAGUCUCGAGAAGACGUUCCGACCCAGCAUGGCUCGCGUGAAGGCGAAGACCUCGACGAAGCGCGCGCAGCCGCGAGCCUCUGCUGCGCAAGUUCCUGUCGCGCGUCGCGACGCGCGCGGACAGGCUCAUGCCUCGCGACUGUUGUGCAAACGAGGCAGGCGAGUCGGCGGAACGGAGAGAGAAGAGAAGAGAGGGCCUCUGCGAAGACUCUCUGAGGCGCGUACAGAUCCGCGCGGGUCGCCGAGCUCCAGUGUCUCUCCAGGUCUCGCGAAGAAGCGCAUUAGGCGUCCGCUUUCGCCGAGAAGAGCUUCGCGCUUGGCCGCUCUUGCGCGCCGCAACGUUUUCACGAGGGCGCACCCCAGAGGCUGCAGCCGCGGUCGGGAGCUUCCAGACGCGAAUGAGGCCUCUGGAGAGGAAACGAGGGAAGGAGCGUUCUUUUCAGACGGGGAGGAAGACGCGUCUGAAGAUCAGAAGACCCGUUUGCGUGAGAGACGGAGGGGAGAUGCGUCGAAGUCGACAGACGCUUCUUUCGAACUGGGUGGAAAACGCGACGAACGCAUGCCCACACCCGCCGAGAGCCUCCACACAGACGCGUCUGUCUCGGCAUCUUCGUCUUCUUCUUCGUCUGUUUCCUCCUCGCUUUCCUCGUCUCUGUUCGCGGAGGAAGUGCCAAGAGGCUGGACGGCUUCGAAGGUCCACCAGCCGCGAGGCUGCGGCCCAGCGAGGAGUCUGAAGGAACGGAGUCCGCUCUUUCCUGGGCAAAACGAAGUCCCCCCGGAGAAGCUCGCAAGGAGUCCACGCCGGUGGACUCCAGGCUACGCAGCCGCAGUCGAAGACUCUGACUGUACGUACACCGGAGCGUGGUGCGAGUACCGGCGCGACGGGUCGAACGCACCGGCGCUGCCUGCCGCCUGUGUCGCAGGCUGGUUUUCGGCCUGUGCGCGUUGCGGAGCUUCUCGGCGGAUGUCGCCGACUCUUUCGCUUCCUUUCGAGGGUGACGACGCGCCUCGAGCUGUCGUGAGCUCCCUCUCUCGCUCCUCAGGUCCCGCUGUCUCUCUCGCCUGCGCAUGCGGUCCAGACGGCGCCUCUGGCGACGCUGAGCUCCUUGCAGACUCCCGCGCGAGCGGCGACACCGCAGAGGAAGCCGUCACGCGACGCUGGAGGCGCGGCUCGUUCGGCCGUCCAUCCUCCUGGGGAGAAGAAGGAGACGGAGAAGAGGGAGAAGAAGGAGAAGAAGGAGAAGAAGGAGAAGGUUUGCGAGGCAGAAAGAGACUCCGCAUCCUGAGUGUGGACGCGAGUGGAGGGUAUGGAGUCUCGGGAGUCAUCACGGUGAUUGACGAAGCUGCGUUCGAGAGGCGGCUCGCGGAUGAGCUGCUCAGGCGCCAGUUGGCGGCGCUUGGACAGACGCCUACGGCUGCAUGCCGGGAGUCAAACAAGCCGCGGCAAGUGCAUGCGCAGACGCAUACGCGAGAAGAGGGAGACCAAGAGAGAGAAGAGAGAGAAGAGAGAGACCAAGAGAGCGAACAAGAAAGAGAAGACGACAGAGAGACCGAACCCCCAGCGGCGUCUAAGGGUGAGGUGCGAAGCAGCUGUAGUGUUGGAGCGUCGUCCGCGUCGCUUUUCCGCGAGGACAUGGAAAUCGUCUCAGGCGUUUUCGAGUCGAGUGAGGCGUUGGAGGCCUUCGCGGACGACGGCGAGGCCGUGGGGGCUCUCCUUGGAAGCCGCGAGUCCGAAUCUUCACCUUCCGUCCCCGACAAAUCCCGGACGUCUCACCUGGACACAGACUGCGAUCCUUCUGCUUCUUCUUCUCGCUCUGCGUCGGGUGACCAGCGCCUGGAGUGCGAGAGUUGCCCAGAGAGGCGGACAAAAGAGAGGCGGACUCUGUUUUCUCGAGCGUCUCCCUCUUCGUUCCAGUCGCUGCAUGCGCCGGGCGCCCACCACCGUCGCAUGCUCUGCGAGUUCCUGCUCCGGGUGGCGACGAGAAGGGAGCAGCUUGAGCGCCUCGGCAGGCGUCUCGCGGUUGUGCCUCUCCCGCAGCUGUCCAUGGAGGCAGUCGAGGCCGCACAGCGCCGCUCUGAGCGAGGAGACGCGAGAUACAUGCGUGAAAGCCUCGCGGGGACUUCGCUUUCUUUCUCCAAGGGUGCUGCUCCAGUCCACCGCGACUGUCGAGGCGGCAACUAUACAGACGCCGAGGUUUCCUUUGCGACGCCGAGGCGAGAAGGAGAACAAGCGGCUCUUGGGUCUGUCGACGCGAGAGACAACGCGCUCUGUGCGUCCUUGUCGUCUGCACCCUCCACUUCUUCUCUCGCGUCUUCAGCGCCUUCUUCUCCGCUUCCUUCAGCUUCUUCUCUCGCUUCUUCAAUUCCUUCUUCUCCGCUUCCUUCUGUGUGUUCUGGUUCUUCUCUGCCUUCCUCUCCUCUCCCGUCAACGUUGCUUUCUUCCUCGUUUCUCCCUGCUCUUCCGCCGCUAUCGAGCGAGGCCAAUGGAUGCUCGUGGGGGGCGGCGACGUCGACUGUCGCAGUCGAUUCUGGAAAAUGUUCGAGUUCUCUCGUUAAGCCGACGGAGUCUCUUAUUAACGUUCCUCGCGUUGUUUCAUCUGCCUCGACGGUUCUCUCUGGCGAGCUCGAGUCCGACCGCAUCGACUCUUCCGACGCCCCGUCUCCCUCCUUCGAGAAAAACUCGCCUGCGACUGGACCUGUGAAACAGCCUUUCUCUUCCGCCGUACCGGACUCUCCUCUCUUUGCUUCUCUCCCUUCUUCACCGCCGUCUUCGCUGUCGUCUUCGCCUUCUUUUCCGUCAUUACACGCAGCGCCUGGCGUCGGCCGGCUUGCGGCGCGCGGGAGCGCUCGAGUCCCAGGCGCUGGCGCCGCCAACGAAGAGACAGCAGAGACUGCCGGCGAGAAACGAGACAGAGAGACGGAAGCGAGUGCUCGCAAGAAAGGAGAUUCCGGCGGAGAAGAAGUUGCAAGAAGCGAUCCAUGCAGGGGGAAACGCGAGAGCGAGGGAGGAGACAGACGAGACACCGAAAGAGGCGAGAGACAUCGGGGAAGCGAGACGGAGGGUGUCGGAAGAGAAAGAGAGCGUCCCUGCGCUGGAACGCUCUUUGAUGAUUUCAUCAGGUCUUUCGAAAGAAGGCAACGCGCAGCCGAACUCGCGAGAUGGCGAGAUGUCGAAGAAUCUUUUGCGUGGUUACACUCGGGAUAGUCUUGUUUUCGUUUUCUCUCCUUUCACCGUUUCGCGCUUUUCUCGACGCCCGUUCUUCCCCAUGCCCUCUCCAUAUUAUAUCCUUCUUCUCUGUCUCUGUCUGUGUCUGUGUCUCUGUCUCCUUCCUUCUACCUCUCUACCUCGCUGUCUCUCUUCACCCAUCUCUCUUGUGUCUCUGUCUCUCGCUCUCCCUUGCCCUUUCUUUCCUUCUGUGUCUCUCACCCUGCCCUUCUCUCUCCGUCCGUCUAUCGCCUUCUCUUAGCAGCAGCCGCGCUCUGCGCAGGCGCUUCUCCAAGCAUGUCGCAACUCUCUGCAUGCGCGGUUUCGAUUGUCUCAAGCGCAGAUGCGCCUCCGACAGCCGCGCGCGCCUCGGCUUGUGCAGUGUUCGCUUUCUGACAAAGAGAGACAGCUCCGCGUUCCGUUUCCUCCGUCUCUGCAUGCAUGCGUUUCUCCUCUGAGACCCCGAAGAAUCGCAACGACUGCAGGGACGCUGCAGAGCACAGC
This is a messenger RNA of Toxoplasma gondii ME49, 4463 nucleotides long. RefSeq lists its product as hypothetical. The transcript has a single exon. Lineage: Eukaryota; Apicomplexa; Conoidasida; Eucoccidiorida; Sarcocystidae. The record is from RefSeq and is a predicted model, not a curated record. The coding region runs from base 783 to 3959 and encodes 1058 amino acids.